Molecule: messenger RNA, 1815 nt
Organism: Solanum stenotomum
Lineage: Eukaryota; Viridiplantae; Streptophyta; Magnoliopsida; Solanales; Solanaceae
Exons: 3
Coding region: 1-1749 (582 amino acids)
Source: RefSeq, a predicted model, not a curated record
AUGGGAGUAAGAUUGUACGUAGAGGUGAAGAAACGCGAGAUAGGAUUUGGAAUGUAUCCCCUCUGUAUUGAUACAAUUGAUAAGGAUGUUGUCGAUAUUGAAAAUUUUGAUGUGUCGACUGGUUCAAUCGUCUGUGUUGAAGGUGCUGAACAGGAUACACUCAGCUCUCAACUUGCGCCUAAACUGCACAAUCAUAAAAGAAUUCAUACACCAAAUGAUGUUAUUGAGGAUAUUAGAGCACUGUAUGGGAUUGAUAUUUCAUACAAGAAAGUAUGGCGUGCUAAGGAGCGCACAUUAGAGAUUAUAAGGGGUAAAUCUGCUAAUGGAUAUAGACAGUUGCCUAAAUAUCUAUAUAUGUUGGAACUUGUGUAUCCGAAUUCUUAUAUACGGAUGCAUAAGUCGGAGGAAAAUAAGUUCAUGUAUCUGUUCAUAUCAUUAAGGCCACUAAUGAGGGGGUUUGACUACUGUAGACCAAUAGUUGUUGUUGACGGUGCGCAUCUUGGUGGAUCUUACAAAGGAACUUUUGUAUCAGCAAGUACGCUUGAUGGUGCAGUUCUACAAAACCAUACUAAUGAAGUUUUCAUAGGUGGCUCCAUUCCAGGUCAUGUGGUAAUCAAUCGUGAUCGUGAGGCGGCAGAUGAUAAUUUAUUUCGUGAUUAUUUUUCAGCCACACCACGCUUUAAUGAUGCAAUAUUUCGCCGUCGUUAUAGAAUGUCCCGCAAUUUGUUUCUUCGUAUCGUUGAUGCAAUUAAAGAUCACGACACGUACUUUGAACAACGCAUUGAUGCACUAGGUAGAUUUGGAUUAUCUACUUUGCAAAAAAUUACUGCUGUGUUUAGAAUGUUGGCAUAUGGUUUGCCAGCGGAUGCCACUGACGAAUACAUGAAAAUUGGAGAGUCAACUACGAUUGAAAGUAUGAAAAGAUUUUGUCGAGCUAUUGUAGAGGUUUUUGGUGAGCGAUAUUUGAGAUCACCAACACCUAACGAUGUUGCGAGGCUUCUACACAUUGGUGAGCAACGUGGUUUCCCAGGAAUGUUAGGUAGUCUAGAUUGCAUGCACUGGAAAUGGAAAAAUUGUCCAACGGCAUGGGCUGGGCAAUACGCAGGUCGUAGUGGAUCACCAACAAUUAUUCUUGAAGCUGUUGCUGAUUAUGACCUUUGGAUAUGGCAUGCUUAUUUUGGUUUGCCUGGCACCAAUAACGAUAUUAAUGAUUUAGAGUCAUCACAUUUAUUUUCCAAUCUUGCUAGCGGUAUUGCGCCUCCCGCCCAUUAUGUUAUUCAAGGAAAAGAAUACGAUAUGGGUUAUUAUUUAGCUGAUGGUAUAUAUCCUAAAUGGUCUACAAUUGUUCAAACUAUUCGUGAUCCUCAUUCCCAACAAAAGAAAUAUUUCGCGAUGAAACAAGAAUCGUGCCGAAAAGAUGUUGAACGUGCAUUCGGAGUUUUGCAAUCACGUUUUGCAAUUAUUGCAGGACCGUCACGUUUUUGGAGAAAGGAAGUGCUACAUGAUAUAAUGACUACAUGUAUUAUACUGCACAACAUGAUAAUUGAGGAUGAACGUGAUCUUAAUGCACCAAUUCAAGAUGCCAUAGAGGCUCCAACUCCAACUAUUGAAAUGGUGGUAGAUGAAAAUCUCCGGUUUGAACAAUUUUUAGCUAGACAUAAAAAAAUUAAGGACAAAAAUGCUCAUUUUGAACUCCGUAAUGCAUUAAUAGAGCAUUUAUGGGAGCAACGUAAUAAUUUUGAAAAUUGAGUGUUUAUGUAAUUGUAUGUCACUUUUAUUUGAAUUUGUCCCCUAAUUUAUGUAUUAUAUUAUAUU